UAUUACUGACAGGGUAGGUGGGUGUAAAUAAAUGAUCCUGGACCCGGAAUCAGGACCCCUAGACCCGGAUGAAGGAAGUCCAGCCCGGUCUGUCCAGUCUGGGGUGUUGUGCAAUAGGCCCAUCCUGAGCCAUAAUCGUGCUAAACCCGGUUCGUUUUUCGUGGCUGUGAACGGGAUGCGGCAUUUUUUGAGAGUCCGAACAUGCACCGUUCUGGAUCUGGUUCUGAUCCUGGUUCUGGUUCUGGUCCUCACAGCAGAUGAAGCGUCGGCUCAGAGGUCCGUCCAUGUUUCUGAAGGAGCCGACGCCGUCCUGCCCUGUACUUACCCCGGCGGACCUCCACCGUCUGAUGUGUCCAUUUACUGGAAAGACAAACAUGACAACCAGGUGCUGACCAUCCAAAACGACAAGAUGGACCCGCGAAAUCAGAGUCCAGGCUACCGGAACCGAACCCAGUCCUUCCCACACCAAUACAAGGAUGGGAACUUUUCGUUAGUCCUGAUGAAGGUGGAUGGGUCGGACGCCGGUCUGUUCGAGUGUCACAUCAUACCUGAGGGGUUUCAGCAGAACGUCAGACUCAACGUGACCAGUAAACGUGGAUCUCCUGAAUCCGGAUCCUCUGUCUGGACCUGGAGUGGGGUCAUCUGGACCGUCAGGCGGCAGCUCGGUGGCGUCUCCACACCUCCUCCUCCACCUCCCACUGCUGCUGUUGCUGUGUUUGUAACUGAACAGCAGAACCACCCAGUGUGGAAACUUAGAACUGAACCACCGCGAAAACAACCAGUUCAGAUUCAGUUCAACCAAUUAGAAAACACUUUAGGAGUCCCGCCCACAGUAGAGAAGGAACCACUGCUGCUCUUCCAUUUCCACAUUUAUCUGUAGAAAAACUUCAGGCACUGAGCUGGAAACACAAUGACGACCCAGACUCCAACACCACCUCGACUACACUUCCAAUUCACAGCGGCGUUGACGUGUUCAGAUUUGUGUUGUUUAUUUAUUGCAUCGGUGCCGAACAGGUGUAAGACAGAACUGACUUUUUUACUGUCAUUCCAGGUUUGUUUUUGUCGACUCCAGUGGCGGAUGUCGGCGUCCGCGCCGUGGUUUCAUGGUUCAGACCCGUUCACACACUACAAUGUCUCCGGUAUUUGAAGUAUUUGUUUUUUUUUUCAUUUGAUGUAAAUUUGUCUCUAUUUAUUUUUUUAUUUAUUUUUCUGAAUUGAUCUGUUCUGCUGUCGCACUGUUUUUACGUCUUCAUCCAGAUCUACAUGACUUUACAGAAUUUCCUCAGAUUUUCAGUGCAUUUUUUUUACAGUUGAUUAUUUUCAGUGUUUCUGUCUUUUUUGUCCACCUAAUACAACACUCGAUUUUUAUUUUUUAAAAUUUUUUAUUUAUUUAUUUUUUUUACGUCUUUCCCGUCAUGUUUUGUUGUUAUUUUCAUCGCCAUCUACUCAAAAAAACAACAAUAACCUCACAGUGGUCUGGUUGAACUGUUACACCACGUACUUGACCGAACAACCUGGAAUAUUAGUUUGAGGUUUUUUCGUCUACGUUGACCGAUAACAACACGUCACUACUUUCAUCUCACAUCAGUGCCAGUCAUCUGUUCAUGUUUCAUUCAGUUAUUGAAACAUGGGCGUGGACAUGGACUGAAACUAAAAUGGCACCUUAUUGUUCAUUAACGUACAAACGACUGAAAACACUAAAACCACGACUGUGACUGAUGAUCCAAACACUAACACUAACGCUGUGCUGCAGAACAACUCUGUAUGUCAAACAGUUCAGAAGGAACAUGAAGAUUAUUUUGGUCCUAAUUUAUUUUGUAAACUCUUUAAACGAGGUUCAGUAAAAGAAUUCAAUGUUAAAAUGUUUUGUUUAGCACUAAUAAGUGCAUGUUACUGUAAGCAUGCAAUGCUCAGGAUAAUAAGGGUUUUGAAGGGUAUUUGGAUUUAAAAUAUUUAAUGUUUCCAUGUUUGAACUCCCCCUGAAACAACUGCGUUUUUACAGGUGGUAGCUGGCUAACAUUAACUACUGUUAGCUCCCUAGCUAAUGUUAGCUGAUUUGGUUGUUUGAAUAUAUCUUGUCUAAUCUGCGAAAGAAAACCUCAGAUUUAUGUUUGCACAAAAAAAAAUUGUAUAAUUUGCUUAUAAUGAUUGAAUUCAGCAGAAACAGAGUUGGCUAAAAUCAAAAAAGGAUAGGCUUUCUGCACCAAACAUGGCUUGUCCAGCAGAAAAAAUAUAACCUCACUAGCUCAUGUUGACAGAUAUCAGUCAUUCUGAUAAAAAAAAAAAAAGACCAAAAACGUAAUCCUCUGAAACAGUGGCAGUCUUACACGUUAGCCGCUGUUAGCUUGCUGACUAACAUUAGCUACUAUUCGAUCAUUAACUAAUAUCUGCACUUAGCUCGAAAUUGUUUUUAACUACUGUUAGGACACCAGUUGUUUGAUCUUAUGUUAAUCUGCAGAAGGAAAAGUUAUUGUAUAAUCUGUUUGUAAUGACUGAAUUCAAAGGAACGGCGUUGUCAAAGUUAAAAAAUGGAUACGCUUUCUGCAUAAAACAGAUUUACAUAAUGACGCUAAACAGAAAAUAAAGCUAGCUUGUUCAGUAGAAAAGCAUAGAGUUUAACUAGUAUUACCUCAUUAGCUAAUGUUUACUGUUCUGAUUAAGUAUUUUAAGUUCAAACUAUUUAUAAAAAUAAUCCUGUUUUUCAAAAUUAGCAAAGCUGAAGGUGUUGUAGGAAACUGUCCUUAUAAACAGAUAAACAGAGUUAGUUAGCAUCAACAAGUAACUAGCUCCAAGCACGAAACAGACUCUGACAUUGAAACUAAAAAUAAAAAUAUCUCAUAAAAUUGAAAAAACAGUGGAAUUAAUAGCGCUAGCUGCUAGGUCAUAUCAGCGCUGUUAGUGACUGUAACUUAAUGUAGUGUUUAUUUUCUUUAAAUCCCAGAAAUCUGUAAAUGAUUUAAGAACGUGCCUUAGUCUGUAGUUUAAGAUUUUCUAAUGUCACAGACAGGAUGUACAUCAAUAAAUCCAAAUGCAUCCCUGUCUGGUAGAAAGCUCAGGACAAAUGAAGCUGGUUAUUCAAUAAUCAAUACUGCAGUACCCCUCCCCC
Sphaeramia orbicularis (orbiculate cardinalfish) is the source of this 3106-nucleotide messenger RNA. RefSeq lists its product as uncharacterized. The transcript has 6 exons. The record is from RefSeq and is a predicted model, not a curated record. NCBI's taxonomy places the organism in Eukaryota, Metazoa, Chordata, Actinopteri, Kurtiformes, Apogonidae. Gene Ontology annotation, cellular component: external side of plasma membrane. Gene Ontology annotation, biological process: cellular response to lipopolysaccharide; T cell costimulation; immune response. Bases 32 to 880 code for a protein of 282 amino acids.